This is a messenger RNA of Mesoplodon densirostris (Blainville's beaked whale), 2967 nucleotides long. RefSeq names its product rabaptin, RAB GTPase binding effector protein 2 (gene RABEP2). Gene Ontology annotation, biological process: endocytosis. The record is from RefSeq and is a predicted model, not a curated record. The coding region runs from base 522 to 2408 and encodes 628 amino acids. Gene Ontology annotation, cellular component: intracellular membrane-bounded organelle. The transcript is spliced from 14 exons. Lineage: Eukaryota; Metazoa; Chordata; Mammalia; Artiodactyla; Ziphiidae. Gene Ontology annotation, molecular function: GTPase activator activity; growth factor activity.
AAAGCGGAGGUGCAGGGAGGCUAGACCACAAUUCGCUGUAACGUGAGCCUAGCUCUGGCGGAAGGGCGGCCAGGGGCCGAUCAAAGAGGUCCGCUCCGGGGCUUGGGAGAGACCGCGAGAGCUUCGCUCUCCUUAGGCUGAGGCAGUGGGCGUCCCGGAGGACGUGUAAUUUGAGCAAAGCUUCCAAGGUCACGCGGAGACGCCCAAAGGCCUCUGACGAAAGAACUACUUCGGGGUUUGAAGGGCAGGCGUCCUUCUCGAGCACCGCUGCCCAACAAAGAAGGCGAGGAGGGGCGGGACCUGGGGCCGCGGCCGGGAGUCCACUCGGAAAUCUUCGGCCGCGGGCGUCCACUCGGAAAUCUUCGGCCGAGGCUCGGCCACCCCUCCCCAACUCCGGCCUCAGCCUCGAGCCCAGGGCCGAUCCGGAAACAGCCGAGCGGAUCCGGAAACAGCCGAGAGGACCCGGAAGCGGUGAGCGCAGUCACCGGGGAGUGCGGGAACCCGCCGUUUGAGCAGAGGCGAUGGCGGCACCCGCGCCGGCGGCCGCGGGUGAGGAUGUCCGGCGGCGGCAGCCGGAGGCCGCGCUGGACCCCCAGAUCCCGGAGGGGGCAAAAGUUGAGGCCGAAUCAGGGGAGCUCGACCGGCUUCGGGCUGAGCUGGCAGGCGCCCUGGCAGAAAUGGAAACCAUGAAGGCUGUGGCCGAGGUGAGCGAGAGCACGAAGGCCGAGGCUGUGGCUGCAGUGCAGCGGCAAUGCCAAGAGGAGGUGGCCUCGCUGCAGGCCAUCCUGAAAGACUCCAUCAGCAGCUAUGAAGCCCAGAUCACGUCUCUGAAGCAGGAGCGGCAGCAGCAGCAGCAGGACUGUGAGGAGAAGGAGCGGGAGCUGGGGCGCCUGAAGCAGCUGCUGUCCAGGGCUCACCCCCUGGACUCCUUGGAGAAGCAGAUGGAAAAGGCCCACGAGGACUCGGAGAAGCUGCGGGAGAUCGUGUUGCCCAUGGAGCAGGAGAUUGAGGAGCUGAAGGCGAAAUUGCUGAGGGCAGAGGAGCUGAUCCAAGAGAUCCAGAGACGUCCCCGGCAUCCCCCUUCCCUGCACGGCUCCACGGAGUUGCUCCUGUCCCGGGACCCAUCUCCCCCACUGGAGCCUCUCGAGGAGCUGAGUGGAGACGGGGGCGCGGCGGCCGAGGCCUUCGCCCACAACUGUGACGACAGCGCCUCCAUCUCCUCCUUCUCCCUCGGCGGUGGGGCCAGCGGCAGCUCCUCCCUGCCCCGCAGCCGCCAUGGCCUGAGCCCCGAGCAGGAAGAGACAGCCUCUCUGGUGUCCACGGGCACCCUGGUCCCUGAGGGCAUCUACCUGCCCCCUCCUGGUUACCAGCUCGUCCCAGACAACCAGUGGGAGCAGCUGCAGGUGGAGGGGCGGCAGCUGCAGAAGGACCUGGAGAGCAUCAGCCGGGAGCGGGACGAGCUGCAAGAGGGCCUGAGACGGAGUAACGAGGACUGCGCCAAGCAGAUGCAGGUGCUCCUGGCCCAGGUCCAGAACUCAGAGCAGCUGCUGCGGACCCUGCAGGGGACCGUGAGCCAGGCCCAGGAGCGGGUUCAGCUGCAGAUGCCUAGAAGGAGGGCGUGGGCUUCCUGGCUGUCAUUCCUGACCACUGGGAGGAGUGUUCAGGCUUUGGCCUCACGGGAGACUGGAGACCCCCUGUCCCCUCAUCGCUUCGUCCUAACUGUCCAUCCCCAGGCAGAGCUGGCCACCUCGCACAAGUGCCUGAGCCACGAGGUAAAGCGACUGACUGAGGAAAACCAAGGGCUCCGGGCUGAGCAGCUGCCGUCUUCAGCCCCCCGGAGCCUGGAGCAGGAUGAGGGCCAAGAGGAGUCGCUGCCCGGCUCGCUGCUGGAGCUGCGGCAGCUGGUGCGCCGCACGCAGCAGGAGGCGCGGGCCCACCAGCAGGCCCAGGAGCACGAGGCCGAGCGGCUGCGGAUUGAGAUCGUGACCCUGCGGGAGGCGCUGGAGGAAGAGACGGCGGCGAGGGCCAGCCUGGAGGGGCAGCUGAGGGUGCAGCGGGAGGAGACAGAGGUGUUAGAGGCCUCCCUGUGCAGCCUGAGGAUGGAGAUGGAGCGGGUCCAGCAGGAGCAGAGCAGGGCCAGGCAGCAGGAAGUCCUGAGGCAGCCACCGGGCUUGGGCCGCACAGAAGAGGCCCAGCUCACAGACCUCCUCUCGGAACAGAGGGCAAAGAUGCUGCGGCUGCAGGCUGAGCUGGAGACCAGUGAGCAAGUGCAGAGGGAUUUCGUACGACUGUCCCAGGCCUUGCAGGUGCGCCUGGAACGGAUCCGCCAGGCAGAGAGUCUGGAGCAAGUGCGCAGCAUCAUGGACGAGGCGCCCCUCAGGGACGUCGGGGACAUCAAGGACACCUGAGGGGCCAGCACCACCCACCCUGGGGGGAGACCGUCUUUCUCCACUCCUGAACCGUGAGGCCGAGGUUUUGGGGGUCUCAGGAUGGAGUCUUCACCCUCUCCAAGCCUGGGGUUGAGGUGACGGGACCACCGCUGCCCUGUCCCUCCAGCGCCUCCUCCCAGGGCCGGCUGGGUCUUCUGCUUCCAAAGAUGACCCCUGGGUGAGGGUCCCAACCCCCUCUGGAAACCAGAGGGGCAGGCUCAGCCCUGUGGCUUUCUGGCUGCCAUGCUGCCUCCUGGGCUCCAAGCCUCCCGCCCCCGCCCCCACCCAGCCUAACAGCCAUGCCUGUUACCUCCAUCCCCUUCCCCAGGCACAGCCGAGCUGUGAGUGGUGGCCGAGAGCCCUGGGUCGUGUCCCCGGGUCCCUCCACACACGCGCCCUGGGACAGGUGGCUGCUUCCUGGACUGCAUGACACUAAGAUGCUUGUCCCCAGGGGCCCGAACCAGGCCCCAAGGUGUGCACGGAGACAAGGCCAGAUUUUUCUGUCAUUUAUUUUCAAUAAAUAAGCAGCUCAGCUCAA